Messenger RNA from Bombina bombina (fire-bellied toad), 2676 nucleotides. RefSeq names its product adhesive plaque matrix protein-like. The transcript has a single exon. Lineage: Eukaryota; Metazoa; Chordata; Amphibia; Anura; Bombinatoridae. The coding region runs from base 1 to 2676 and encodes 891 amino acids. The record is from RefSeq and is a predicted model, not a curated record.
AUGCAUCCUGAUGUAGUGCGUCCUACUGUAAUGCAUCCUGAUGUAGUGCGUCCUGCUGUAAUGCGUCCUGAUGUAGUGCGUCCUGCUGUAAUGCACCCUGAUGUAGUGCGUCCUGCUGUAAUGUGUCCUCCUGCAAUGCGUCCUGCUGUAAUGCAUCCUGAUAUAUUGCGUCCUGCUGUAAUGCACCCUGAUGUAGUGUGUCCUACUGUAAUGCAUCCUGCUGUAAUGCAUCCUGCUGUAGUGUGUCCUGCUGUAAUGCAUCCUGCUGUAAUGCCUCCUGAUGUAGUGUAUCCUGCUGUAAUGCAUCCUGAUGUAGUGUGUCCUGCUGUAAUGCGUCCUGCUGUAAUGCAUCCUGCUGUAAUGCACCCUGAUGUAGUGCGUCCUGCUGUAAUGCAUCCUGAUGUAGUGUGUCCUGCUGUAAUGCGUCCUGCUGUAGUGUGUCCUGCUGUAAUGCAUCCUGAUGUAGUGCGUCCUGCUGUAAUGCAUCCUGAUGUAGUGCGUCUUACUGUAAUGCAUCCUGAUGUAGUGCGUCCUGCUGUAAUGCAUCCUGAUGUAGUGUGUUCUGCUGUAAUGCAUCCUGAUGUAGUGUGUCCUGCUGUAAUGCAUCCUGACGUAGUGUGUCCUGCUGUAAUGCAUCCUGAUGUAGUGUGUCCUGCUGUAAUGCAUCCUGAUGUAGUGUGUCCUGCUGUAAUGAAUCCUGAUGUAGUGCGUCCUGCUGUAAUGCAUCCUGAUGUAAUGUGUCCUGCUGUAAUGCAUCCUGAUGUAGUGCGUCCUGCUGUAAUGCACCCUGAUGUAUUGCGUCCUGCUGAAAUGCGUCCUGCUGUAGUGUGUCCUGCUGUAAUGCGUCCUGCUGUAAUGCAUCCUGAUGUAGUGCGUCCUGCUGUAAUGCACCCUGAUGUAGUGUGUCCUUCUGUAAUGCAUCCUGAUAUAGUGUGUCCUGCUGUAAUGCAUUCUGAUGUAGUGUGUCCUGCUGUAAUGCACCCUGAUGUAGUGUGUCCUGCUGUAAUGCAUUCUGAUGUAGUGUGUCCUGCUGUAAUGCACCCUGAUGUAGUGUGUCCUGCUGUAAUGCAUCCUGAUAUAGUGCGUCCUGCUAUAAUGCACCCUGAUGUAGUGUGUCCUGCUGUAAUGCAUCCUGAUAUAGUGCAUCCUGCUGUAAUGCACCCUGAUGUAGUGAGUCCUGCUGUAAUGCACCCUGAUGUAGUGUGUCCUGCUGUAAUGCACCCUGAUGUAGUGCGUCCUGCUGUAAUGCACCCUGAUGUAGUGUGUCCUGCUGUAAUGCACCCUGAUGUAGUGUGUCUUGCUGUAAUGCAUCCUGAUGUAGUGUGUCCUGCUGUAAUGCACCCUGAUGUAGUGCGUCCUGCUGUAAUGCACCCUGAUAUAGUGUAUCCUGCUGUAAUGCACCCUGAUGUAGUGUAUCCUGCUGUAAUGAACCCUGAUGUAGUGCGUCUUGCUGUAGUGCAUCCUGAUGUAGUGUGUCCUGCUGUAAUGAAUCCUGAUGUAGUGCGUCCUGCUGUAAUGCAUCCUGAUGUAGUGCGUCCUGCUGUAAUGAAUCCUGAUGUAGUGUGUCCUGCUGUAAUGCACCCUGAUGUAGUGUGUCCUGCUGUAAUGCAUCCUGAUGUAGUGUGUCCUGCUGUAAUGCAUCCUGAUGUAGUGUGUCCUGCUGUAAUGCAUCCUGAUGUAGUGCAUCCUGCUGUAAUGCACCCUGAUGUAGUGCGUCUUGCUGUAAUGCAUCCUGAUGUAGUGCGUCCUGCUGUAAUGCAUCCUGAUGUAGUGUGUAAUGCUGUAAUGCAUCCUGAUGUAGUGUGUCCUGCUGUAAUGCACCCUGAUGUAGUGCGUCCUGCUGUAAUGCACCCUGAUAUAGUGUAUCCUGCUGUAAUGCACCCUGAUGUAGUGUAUCCUGCUGUAAUGAACCCUGAUGUAGUGUGUCUUACUGUAGUGCAUCCUGAUGUAGUGUGUCCUGCUGUAAUGCAUCCUGAUGUAGUGUGUCCUGCUGUAAUGCACCCUGAUGUAGUGUAUCCUGCUGUAAUGAACCCUGAUGUAGUGCGUCUUACUGUAGUGCAUCCUGAUGUAGUGUGUCCUGCUGUAAUGAAUCCUGAUGUAGUGCGUCCUGCUGUAAUGCAUCCUGAUGUAGUGCGUCCUGCUGUAAUGAAUCCUGAUGUAGUGCGUCUUACUGUAGUGCAUCCUGAUGUAGUGUGUCCUGCUGUAAUGAAUCCUGAUGUAGUGCGUCCUGCUGUAAUGCAUCCUGAUGUAGUGUGUCCUGCUGUAAUGAAUCCUGAUGUAGUGCGUCCUGCUGUAAUGCACCCUGAUGUAGUGCGUCCUGCUGUAAUGAAUCCUGAUGUAGUGAGUCCUGCUGUAAUGCCUCCUGAUGUAGUGUGUCCUGCUGUAAUGCACCCUGAUGUAGUGUGUCCUGCUGUAAUGCAUCCUGAUGUAGUGUGUCCUGCUGUAAUGCAUCCUGAUGUAGUGUGUCCUGCUGUAAUGCACCCUGAUGUAGUGUGUCCUGCUGUAAUGCACCCUGAUGUAGUGUGUCCUGCUGUAAUGCAUCAUGAUGUAGUGUGUCCUGCUGUAAUGCAUCCUGAUGUAGUGCGUCUUACUGUAAUGCAUCCUGAUGUAAAGUGUCCUGCUGUAAUGCAUCCUGGUGUAGAGCAUCCUGGUGUAGAGCGUCCUGCUGUAAUGUAA